This is a messenger RNA of Zophobas morio, 849 nucleotides long. RefSeq lists its product as uncharacterized. The transcript has 2 exons. Lineage: Eukaryota; Metazoa; Arthropoda; Insecta; Coleoptera; Tenebrionidae. The coding region runs from base 1 to 849 and encodes 282 amino acids. The record is from RefSeq and is a predicted model, not a curated record. Gene Ontology annotation, molecular function: nucleic acid binding. Gene Ontology annotation, biological process: DNA integration.
AUGACGAGACUCCCGGGAGGCCCCUGGAAAAUGGUUGCAAUGGACUUCCUAGGACCACUUCAAGGAGAUACAAACAUUUUUCUCGUUAUAGACUAUUAUAGCCGCUUCUACGAAGCAAGAGUCAUGAAAUCCAUCACUGCACAGAAGACCAUUGAAGAAUUGGAGGAAAUAUUUUCAAGAUUUGGCCUCCCAGAGCACAUCACUGCAGAUAAUGGAACUCAAUUUACAAGCACUGAAUUCCGGGACUACUGUUUGCAAAACGGCAUCACGCUGAGAAUAAACACCCCGAAAUGGCCUCAAGCAAACGGGGAAGUCGAGAGACAAAAUAAAUACUUGCUGAAAAGACUUCGAAUAGCGCAAGCUUCAGGAGAAAACAUCAUCAGAGCCUUAAGACAAUACUUGUUUGCGUAUCACAAAACACCACAUUGCGUAACGGGGAAAACACCAGCAUAUCUCAUGUUCGGGAGGGAGCUCCGAGAUAAACUACCUAGUUACCAGAACAAUUUCUUCAAGCCAAUUACCGACACCGAGGUGCCGUCUGAAGUUGAAAUCGGAGAUGAAGUACUACUGAGAAGAGACGUUAUUUCCGACAAACUAGAGACACCGUAUCUCCCGCAACCUGGUAGAGUGACGAAUAAACUGGGCAACUCCGUGACUAUCGAAACACCAGAUGGGCGUAAAGUACACAGGAACACACCCCGUGUGAAGCCCUACAACAAGGAACGAGAAGGAGAAAACCCAAUCCAGCCUUCAGUGGAAGAUAUCCAACAAGAACGACAAGAACCAACGGAGAGGCAUUCGGCGAGACAAAGGCAACCGCCUCCGUGGACCAAAGAUUUUGUUUGCUAA